Messenger RNA from Penaeus vannamei (Pacific white shrimp), 839 nucleotides. Lineage: Eukaryota; Metazoa; Arthropoda; Malacostraca; Decapoda; Penaeidae. The record is from RefSeq and is a predicted model, not a curated record.
UAUAUAUAGCAGCAAGUACGUUGUCCGCCCUUGCAGAAGGAAAGACGGCAAACAGCAGCAUGCGUGUGGCGGCGUUUCUCGUAGUGGUCGCGGCGGUCGCAGUAGCAGACGACAGCGAGGAACUGGAGGAUGUCCUGUUCAGCAGCGCUCCGACGACGCGAGGUCUCGUGGACAGCCUCAUCAACGGGGGCAUUGUAGAAGGCCAUAUAGGAAUUAGCACGGGUCAUGGCAGCCAUGGCCAUCAUCCAGGCCAUGGUCACUAUCCAGGAGGCCAUUACCCUGGAGGUCACUAUCCAGGAGGUCAUUACCCCGGAGGUCACUAUCCAGGAGGCCAUUACCCCGGAGGUCAUCCUCCAGGAGGCCACUACCCCAGUCAGGGAGGCCACUACCCCAGUCAGGGAGGCCAAGGAGUGUGCAAGGUGUGGUGCCGGGGACCGAACAACAAGAGGUACUGCUGCGGCCGAGACGUCUCUCAGGGUCAAGGAAAUUACCCAGUCGUCAGAUCCGGCUCCUGUCCCGCUGUGCGAGCCAGCUGUCCACCGACCCACCUCGGAGGCAGUCAGCCCAACGCCUGCGCCCACGACGGCCAGUGCCUGUCGCCUGCUGACAAGUGCUGCUUCGACGUGUGUCUUGGGCAUCAAGUGUGUAAGCCUGCUUUGCUUACUCAAGCCUUGGUCGCUAGAAACAUUUUUUCUGGACGACACUAGGCCACUGGCAUCAGUAUCUUUAUUUAUUUAUGUCGGCAUCUUUGAGAUCAUGUACCUUUGCUUCUUCUACAGCAAGACAUGUCGGUGCUAGAUACCGUUAUAAUUUAUUGACAAAGAAAUUUACAAAAUCCA